AGAUGUGUAGAGAAAAUAAAGCAAAGCAGGGCCAAGUUCAUGGACCGCAUUCGUAAACUCAAAAAUGAUCAUGAAGCGAAUGAAUCAAGUCUUGUGAAUGACCUCAUGGAAACAGAAUGGCAGGAAAUGAGAAAGGAAAACAAAAGUCUCCCUGAUUUCAGAUCAAAAGAUGGUGCCCAAGAUGAGGUCGAAUAUUUGCUGACAAUAUUUGAUGAAAUAGAGAGAGAAUUAAAACUGGAAGAGCAAAGACUUCUAGAUGAAUAUGAAGACAAUCUCCGUAGUGAUGAGACGGAACUAUGUAAUGCUGUAGAGCGCCUAUCAACCACAGAGGUCAUCUGCCCACUUUGCCAAAAGCAGCCAUUGAUGGAAAACAAAGCCGUGAUUUUCUGCAAAUGUGGUCUACGAAUAGAUACUCAGCAAGACUGCACAGGUCUAUCCUAUCUAUCUCAACAGUUGGCUGAAGGGACAAAGAUACACAGUGCUGAGUGUGAUGAAACUCCACAAUUUUCCCAGCUCUCUCAAAGACAAUUAGGAAUAGAAAAUCUCAUCAUGUCAUGCAAGUCAUGUGACUUCAUGUUUAUCAUCAUAUAGACAAUAUAGAGGGACAAUGUAGAUCCAGAGGAACACAACAGAGUACCAUGAAAUAUAUUGUAGCUCUAUAGGAUGACAUAGCGUGACACUACAUACAUGUAGUUCCAUGAAAGACAUUGUAGGUCUAGGGUUACCAGGCCCGUAGCCAUGAUUUGCCAAGGGG
Molecule: messenger RNA, 754 nt
Organism: Owenia fusiformis
Lineage: Eukaryota; Metazoa; Annelida; Polychaeta; Sabellida; Oweniidae
Source: the annotation of a GenBank genome assembly